Molecule: messenger RNA, 900 nt
Organism: Trichoplax adhaerens
Lineage: Eukaryota; Metazoa; Placozoa; Uniplacotomia; Trichoplacea; Trichoplacidae
Exons: 6
Cellular component (GO): Golgi apparatus
Molecular function (GO): antiporter activity
Source: RefSeq, a predicted model, not a curated record
UUGGUACUUUGGUGUGCCUUUAGUAUAUUAACAUCAUUAACUAAUAAAUUUAUCCUAUCCACAAGAAAUGGUGACCCAAAUGUAUUAGCCAUGGCACAAAUUCUUACAACGACUUUGCUAGGUGGUAUUAAAAUGAAUACUCCUUGCUGCUUGAAUCAGUACAUACAUGCUAAGCCGUCUCCAGAUGUAAAACACACCAAUUUUAUACGUAACAUGGCGUUUGUUGGUAUUAUGAGGUUUACAACUGUUGUCUUGGGCUUGAUUAGUUUAAAAUAUGUAGCUGUGUCAUUUACGGAAACUAUUAAAUCUUCGGCACCAAUAUUUACCGUCGGUUUAGCUUGGAUAAUGUUGCAAGAGAAAACUGGCGUUUAUGUCAAUUUAGCGUUAUUACCAGUUACUGCUGGACUGGCACUAUGUAGCGCUACAGAAAUCGGUUUUAAUAUGCUAGGUUUCUUGGCAGCCGUUUCUAAUAACAUUGUGGACUGUAUACAAAAUGUAUUUUCAAAGAAAUUAUUGAGCGGAGAACAUUACACGCCCGUCGAAUUACAAUUUUAUACUAGCGCUGCCGCUGCUGUAGUUCAAAUUCCUCUAUGGUUCUAUAAUGUAUGUAUGCGCAUACUAGGUUUUCAUCUAGAUGACAUUGUCGCUAUUGAUAAAACUGUUGCCAUAAUGAUGGUCCUCAAUUCUUUAGGAUUUCACUUACAGAGUGUGACAGCAUAUGUUCUGAUGGCUGACAUAUCUCCCGUAUCUCAUAGUGUGGCGAACACAGCAAAGCGUGCAUUACUUAUACUAUUGUCGAUAUUGAUAUUUCACAAUCCUGUUACGGUUAUGAACAUUUUUGGCAUCCUGAUAGUCAUUCUUGGAGUGGUCUUAUACAAUAGGGCUAGAGAAUAUGAAAAA